This is a messenger RNA of Gryllus bimaculatus (two-spotted cricket), 5923 nucleotides long. The record is from the annotation of a GenBank genome assembly. Lineage: Eukaryota; Metazoa; Arthropoda; Insecta; Orthoptera; Gryllidae.
GGCCCCAGCCCCGGCGCGCCCGCCGGCGCGGCCGCCACCUCGCCGCACCCCGAGCCGCCGCUCGUCGUCGUCAAAACGCUGGCCCCAGGCGCCUCCGAGGAGCUCGCGGCGCAGUUUCGGCGAGAAGUUUGUCAUCUGGCACGACUACGAGACCCCAAUAUAGUAGCUGUGGUUGGGGCCAGCUUACAAGAAGAGCCUCUUUGUGUGAUACAACAGUACUUGCCUCAAGAUCUGAAUCAGUUACUACAAAAUCACGUUGCAGAGACUGCUUGUACACGGCCUCACAGUGCACGAACUCUUAGUUAUGGAUGCCUUAUCUACAUGGCUACACAGAUAGCAUCAGGAAUGAAAUACCUAGAAUCUCUGAGAUUUGUGCAUCGAGAUCUGGCUACUCGGAACUGCCUGGUGGGGGACAAGUACCACGUGAAGAUCUCGGAUGAUAUAGGCACAUGUCGCAGUAUGUACGCUGCUGACUAUUACAAAGGUGAAGGCUGUGCCAUGCUGCCAGUGCGGUGGAUGGCCUGGGAGAGUAUAAUACUGAACCAAUUCUCCACGAAAAGUGAUGUGUGGUCCUUUGCUGUCACUCUCUGGGAGAUUCUUACAUUUGCAAGGGAACAACCAUUUGAAGAUUUGACUGAUGAUAAAGUACUUGAAAAUGCUACUCACUAUUAUCAUAACAAUGGACAACAUGUUCUUCUUCAGUUGCCCAUUAACUGCCCAAGAGAAAUCUAUGAUUUGAUGACUGAAUGCUGGCAACGAAAUGAAUCAGAAAGACCAAAUUUUCGGGAAAUACAUUUGUUUUUACAGAGAAAGAAUCUUGGGUACAAACCAGAACAGCACUGAUUGCAUAGUUCUAGAGACUUUUUAUCCAACGAAACAAUAAUCAUUGCUAAUAAUAAACUAACACAAGAGACAAUAAAAUCAAGCAAGUAUGCAUUGUCCUCUCUCGUGUUGGUUUAUUGUUGGGUGUGGAAGCUUUGCUCCAUUUUGACUGAAUAUAUAAAGAAUUAUAUACAAAUAAGCUAAUGCUGACAAAUGAAAUGUGCAGUAUGUGCUUGUGAUAGGUAAGUGUGUUUCCACAUGUGCCCUGUUAGAUGAAUACAUAAUAACUUACCUUAGGUAUUCUACAGCGUUUGACAAUUCUGGUUGAUUUUUUUGACCAAAACUGGAAAACUAACUUAUGGCAUGAUUAGCCCUCUUUAUUGGUGAUAUCUUUCUGGCUAGUGAUAUUUUAGAAGAGAUACAGAGCAAAAUAUUUUAUACUACAGUCACUGUUUUUAUUACUUUCUUUAAGUGUAUUUAUCAGUAUUCUUAUUUUAUGGUUAAGAUUAAAAUUAACCUGUUUAACAUAAUCAUACCUAAUUGUAUAUUUACUUAGUAGCUUCCCACAGAUCUCUAGAAUUUGUCUACAAAUCCAACAUGUUAUCAUCAUUAUCAAUAUUAUUAUUAUUAUAUGACAUACAAAUGCAUACAAUGGUAUCUAUCAGUUGUGUUAAGAAAAAUGUUGUGUUUUAAUCAUACAAGAGGAUUGUGGUUAAUGUGUGCUUUCAUAUUAUCUUAAAUUCAAAUAAAAAUAAAAUAAUAUGAUUAAAUUAAAGUGUAAUUUAAAUAUUUUUUAUUUUUUUUUUAUUUUACCAAUUGACUUUAAAAUUAACUAAAAUAAACUAAUUUAUUAGAAUAAUUUUAUAAUUGAAAUUCAACAGUCAGCACCAUAUGUAGACCAAGAGAACUUUGGAUAGCUACUUUAAAAUAAACAAAUUGCUUCUUUAGUAGAACCACACAGACAGAUAAUAGAAUAUUGAGAGUUAUAAAUCAUUGAGAAAGAGUUCUCCAGAAUCAGAAUUUUAUCCAAAUGUGUACCCUUCAUCAAGAAUUUUCUCUAGAUCAUGUACCUAUUUUUUGCAGUUCGUAUUUUAAUAUUACCUGGAAGCUACAAGAAGGAGUGUGUCCUCGCAUAUCAUUCCAGAACAUGAAAGUAGCGUUGCAUUUUUCAUUUUCAUAAUAACUCACGAGUUAAAUUGUGUAGUGCAAAGUAGAUUUCAAAUGCAAUUGAGACGCUUAAACUAGAUUCAAGGGUGUGCUCUAUGUACAAAGAGAGGAGGCAUAUGGCUUUCCAGUUUUAAAUAUGAAAUACAUACACCCAAAAAUGCAGUGAUAGUUAGAAAAAGAGGCCACUCACUUUUAUUUUUAAGAAAAUACUUGAAAGUUCUUUAAAGAAUUUCUCAUGAUGCAAAACAUUGCAGAAGAAUAUCAUUCUAAAAGUUUUCUUUUCUGUUCACAAGAAUGAUUCACUCUCUGCUGGCAGAGUAAUCAGUGUUCAAGCUUAUAUGAGUUUGUAAGUAAUCAUACCCAUGCCUUUCAUCUUGCAACUGGAAUCCUCAGAUUUCUAAUAUUAGAAGUUGUAGUAUUUACAAUUUGAAUUUCAUAUGAAGAUAGAUUACCCUAGAACAAUUUUUUGUUUACUAUAGAUGAGAAAUAUUUAUCACCAAUGGGCACAUUCUUUGGGCUUCUAGGGUAUAUGUUACUGAAACAAAAUAAAUAAAUUUAAAACGUUGUGAUGCUACCUACCUAGAAAAAUUUAUGAUAUUAAUGUAUCUACUAUAACAAUAAUAUCUACUGAGCACUGCUUGAAAGGUCCAUCAGUACUUAAAACGAACCAAAGGUGUUCCUGUUCUCAGUUCCUGUAGGUAUAAUAAUUUCCAGAUACCAAGUAUUUAACUGGAGCUGAAAUUUUGUCUGAUAUGAAACCACACUGAAAUGUGUAUUAGAGUUACUGAAUGACAGUGCUGGAUUUAUCAACUAGCAAAAUGAGCUACUGCUUGGGGCCCCGCUCUUUGCUUAAUUUUUCUGUCGGAAAUGUUAUAAUAUUCCAUAUUAUUACUAAUAAUUAUUUAUAUUAGCAUUGAUGAAAAAAUAUGAUUUAUUUAAAAAAAAGAAAAAGAACAUUUGAAUUAUUUUGAAACUCAGAAGUAAAUAACAAAGAAUCUCUUUCUACUUACACUGGGGGCCCCAGAAAGGUAAAUCUGGUGCUGCUGAAUGCAAUACACGUUAUAUUCUGUGGAAUUUCUCAUCAUUAAAUAAAAUCAGGAUAUAACAUUUGUGAGUAAGAAAUCAUUUUUGGUAGUUGAAAUUGUAGUGUCAUUUGCAAAUUAUGGUAGCAGGUGUACAUGAGAGACAAAAAUAAGUUGGUGACUGUUAGUAAGUCUCUUAAUGAAUGGUAAAGUUGAAAUAAUGAAGAUUUCUUUGUUCAUUAGUAGUAUUGUGCACGACACACUACAAUUAAUAUUGUAAUUAACAACAUUUGCUCAGUAAUUUAUGCCAAUCAACAUACUGUAAUUAUUAAAGUACAUACUAAUAAUAUUAUUAAUAAUCAUAAUACAGUAAUGUGUAGCAAGUUUCAGCUAAAAAAACACAUAAAUACCCUUGACAGCUUUAUUAACUUUCUUAACUGAACAAUGUUCCCUUGGAAUAAUUUAAUGAUGUUCAGCAAUAAAUCAAAGGCCUACUUACAAGGACUUUCUUUACUCAAAUGUAUUGCUAUAAAUGUUCUAAAUCAUUGAGCUAAUUGGAAAGUACAAUUCAAAAAUACAAAGACACUUCUGGCUGAACAGAGCAAAUUUGUAUGUUAGCCUAAAAGCAUUUCAAAAUAUAUACUCUACACUUUUGAAGAGUCUAUACUUCAGUUUCAAUACUGUACACUGUACCUGUGUUCUGCACUGGUUGUAUGAAAUACAAAGUGCAGAGAUUUUGUGGUUAUGUGCUAUGCCAAUACAAAACCAUAACCUCAGUAUUCCUUUCACUGAGAAAUUUCGACAAUAUUGCCUGUCUUUUUGACAUGUUUAAGCUUGUGUAUGUGUUUCAUAUCAGCUAUGACAUACUUCCAAACCCCUUUUUCUACUUCCUUCUGUGUGACCUGCAAGUGCUGUUGUGCUUUUUCAUUAUUUUUAUAAAUGCCCUUUUAUUGAACAAUCAAAAUGCAAAUACAUGGACAAUUCAUUUUCAUGUACAUGCAUGGCAGCAUAAGUACAAGUUAGUUAUUUCAUAUUAUACUUUCGACUUAAUCAUUGUAGAUAUUGCAUGCAGUAGCGUAGCCACUAAAAUAUGCAAUUUUACAUAAAUUAUUAAAAUGCAAAUAAUAGAGUUAUUUUCCAAAACUCUGUAUAAUUCUUAUGAACUAUAAGCUUGUUAAUACGAAAUUAUUUAUUAUGAAAAGUUUGCACAUAAAUAUGUACGUUAAUAAUUUUUUUAAUGAGAAAAUUUUAUAUCCUUUAUUGAGCAAAAGGCUGGGAGAUUGGCUACGUCACUGACUGCAUGAUUUUCUCUUGUGAAAUAGGUUUUAAGAUAAAGACAUUGCUUUUCAUGUAAUACUGUAAACAAGUCAAUUGAAACAUCACACUGCAGAAAUUGAAUUUGUUUUGCUUGUGUGUGGAUUUUGUGGGGUGCAUUCAUAUUUUGAUUUGUAUUACAUUUUUCAUCAUGGAGUAUUCCAUUAAAUUAACCGCUUUUCAAAUAUUCUGUGAGUUUCAGUACAGCACUGCCACUACAGAAGUAAAUGCUUCAUAGGUUUCUUCUCUCUUGUGGAUUUCCAUAUGACUUAAUCAUGAAAGCAAUCGCUGUGCCUUCUUUCUUAGACCUUGAUAAUAGAAAACAUGAUAUAAACAUAAAUCUUGCUAUUCUCAUUUGAGGAGACUGCCAUAUAAUUCAUCCUAUGUCUUCUCUUCCUUCUGCCUACCAUGUAGCUACAAUUUUUGCGUGUACUGAGAGAACUUCAGGUUUCUCCUCAUUCUGUGUAGCAUAGUUAUGAAGAGAAUAUUGUAGGCUUGUAGUAUUAUUAGUAGAGCAAGACAGUGUGUUUUGUGAUUGAGGGAAUAAGAAUGCAAAUAUGGGUGAAUAAUAAACUCCAUACAGUUUGUAAAUAUUGUUAUAAAUGGUGCCUAAACUGUUAAACAAAAGAAGAUAGAGAACUUUAGGUUCUGUGUAUUGCUUUUGAAUUGGAGAUAAUAUGAUCACAUGUGGAGUCAUAUCACUUUCUACAGACUUUGUGGUAUAAUCAUGUAAAUAAUUUGUAUAAAUGUGCAUGUUUGAACAAUAAGUGUUUAUCUGUACAAAGUUUCCUUGACUAUUGUGAAAGUAUCAUGCUAUUGCUGCUGUUGCUGCUAACAAAGAAAUGACCAUAUUACUAUUAUACAUGGUGGCUUAGCCGAUCUGGACCAAUCAUUUAGAAUAAUUGUAAUUUUAAGGUAUUAUCAAUCUAGAUAAUUUGUAAUUAUAAUGUGUUGACAGUAUGAAACUAAUUUGAGCCUACUCUGAGCUUAUAAAGCAAAAUUCAGUUGUGUGGCAAGACUUACUAACAGUGCAUUAAUUGCGUUGUUGUAACUCCUUGCAACAUAAAUUGUAAAAGUGCAUUUUUACAGAAUGGUUUGCAUACUGAUGACACUCCUGACAUUGUAGACACCAGUGAAACUUUUUUAAAGAAAAUGAUUCUAGGUCUUCAUUGAAUCACUAAAGCAAGAAAACAUAGUUCUUGAAUAAAAUUUUACAAAAAGAAUUGUUCAGUUUCUUUAUUUCAAGUCCUGUGGUGAUAAAUCUUGCACAAAUUGUUUAAUAAAAUUAACAGAGCAAUGAAGUUCUACUUUUGUCUUUCCCAAAACCAAGCAGUUCCUGUAUUCUAUUGUUAACUGAAGCAUGUACAUAUAUAAAUAUUAAAUUAAUAAUAAUAGAAGAUAAAAAUUCUCUCUUUUUCAAUAACCAAAAGAGUUGACUUGCCCAUAUUUGAUUGUGAAAAUGAGGCAUCCUUAAAAUAAUGUAGGUCUAGUGUUUGGCACAUUUUGGUUCCUUGGACUAAUGUAAAAAUUUUGUUAAAAAUAUAUUUACUGCAUAUUGUACUUAUUUGUUUGUCUGAGAUGAUAUCUUUGGAAUAUCU